AUGGCCGGACUAGACAUCCCGGCACCCAAAGAGUCCUUUAAUCCUGCCAAGCAUUUGGACGGGCGGAUCUCCAGUUCUAAACGUCACUACGCGUACUGGAGAACUCACUGGAAGAAGGAUGAUGAUAACGAGGCUCCAGGCAGUCCUCGACAGCCGCGAAGUCGAACGAAGUCACACGAAGCAUUCACGAACACAUCGAACACUGGACGAAUGUUUUUCUUCACUAGGACAGGCCAGUGCCACAGA
Molecule: messenger RNA, 246 nt
Organism: Iphiclides podalirius (scarce swallowtail)
Lineage: Eukaryota; Metazoa; Arthropoda; Insecta; Lepidoptera; Papilionidae
Source: the annotation of a GenBank genome assembly